Molecule: messenger RNA, 561 nt
Organism: Macrobrachium nipponense
Lineage: Eukaryota; Metazoa; Arthropoda; Malacostraca; Decapoda; Palaemonidae
Product: gastrula zinc finger protein XlCGF49.1-like
Exons: 2
Coding region: 1-561 (186 amino acids)
Biological process (GO): regulation of transcription by RNA polymerase II
Cellular component (GO): nucleus
Molecular function (GO): DNA-binding transcription factor activity, RNA polymerase II-specific; RNA polymerase II cis-regulatory region sequence-specific DNA binding
Source: RefSeq, a predicted model, not a curated record
AUGAGAACUCAUACAGGAGAAAAACCAUUUACUUGCCCUACAUGUCAAAGAAGUUUUACUCAAGUAUCUAAUUUAAAAAAUCACAUGAGAACUCAUACGGGAGAGAAACCAUAUACUUGCUCUGUAUGUCAAAGAAGUUUUUCUGAUUCAGGUGCUCUCAAAUGUCACAUGAGAACUCAUACGGGAGAGAAACCAUAUACUUGCUCUGUAUGUCAAAGAAGUUUUGCUCAUUUACCUAAUUUAAAAUCUCACAUGAGAACUCAUACGGGAAAGAAACCGUAUAUUUGUUCUGUAUGUCAAAGAAGUUUUUCUGAUUCAAGUGCUCUCAAAUGUCACAUGAGCACUCAUACGGGAGAGAAACCAUUUACUUGCUCUAUAUGUCAAAGAAGUUUAAAAACUCAUAUGAUAACUCAUACAGGAGGAAAGAAACUGUAUACUUGCCCUACAUGUCAAAGAAGUUUUUCAUCAAGUGAUUUCACAAAACACAUGAUAACUCACAGGGACAGAAACCAUUUACUUGCUCUAUUUGUCAAAGAAGUUUUCCUGAGUCAGAAGUUUUAA